Messenger RNA from Penicillium arizonense, 1254 nucleotides. RefSeq lists its product as uncharacterized. NCBI's taxonomy places the organism in Eukaryota, Fungi, Ascomycota, Eurotiomycetes, Eurotiales, Aspergillaceae. The record is from RefSeq and is a predicted model, not a curated record. Bases 1 to 1254 code for a protein of 417 amino acids. The transcript has 2 exons.
AUGGAGGUCCCUGGUCCGUCGUGCUACCAGCACAUUGUUGUCGAGGGCACGCCCUACGAGAGAGGCUUGUCGCAUGGAAGACAGGUGAGCGAGAAGGUUCGCGCCAACAUUGAGUAUUAUAAGCUUCCUGGGAAGCUACCGCAUUGGUCCAUUUCAUCUAAGAUCAUCGAAACCGUCUAUCUCCCAGCCUUUCAAAAGUUCUACCCCACCGGACUCGAAGAGAUCAGAGGGAUUGCCGAUGGCGCUGGCGUGAAGGUCGAGGACGUCAUCAUGCUUAACGCUCGAUAUGACUUGGGCAGAUGCAUGUAUCGACUUCAAGAGGGCGGUAACGUUCCACAGGAACUUGAUGGGCAUGACGAGUGCACGAGCGGCUUCUUUCCCCCGAACGCAGUUGCAUCUGGCCACGCUUUGGCCGUGCACAACUGGGACAUGUCCAGCCAUCUCUACAAACAGGACCUCAUCAUCUAUCUCGAGGUGCACCCAGAACCGUCCGAAGAUCGGCCGUCAAUGUUUAUCCUCACGGAAGCUGGUCAACUGAUUCGCAGCGGAAUGAACUCCGCCGGCAUGUCGGUUACUGCAAACUCAUUGCUGUCAAGCGAGGACUACGUACCCGUCUCCCACAUCGACCAGGAUGGUGUCUACCACGAGGUCAAGAAUCCCAAGCCAGUUCUGCCCCUCUCUGUGGCCAGACGCGUCUUUCUUGAAUACAGCAACUACGCCGAUGGCUUAGUAGCUGUCAAUGCCUUUCCCCGCCAUGUCUCCGGGAACCUGCACGUCUCGACAGCCGACGGAUUCGCAAUGGCCAUGGAGGUCGCACCCGGCCGCAUCUACAAGUUCUACGGAAACAUUGACGACCGCUAUCUUGUCCACAGCAAUCACUUUCUCAGCCCCGAAUUUCUCAGUCGCGAUCAUGUUUUUGACCGCUAUCCCGGCGGGAGCAGCUGGUUCAGAUGUUUGCAGGCUGAAAAGGGGGUAAGAGCAGACUGUGCUGUGGGGCGACUCACCUCUGAAAAGAUCAGGGUAGCCUUCUCAGAUCAUCUGGCAUAUCCUGAAAGUCUGUGCAAUCACCCGAACCUGAACCAAAAGAACACGCCCAGUGCCGUCCUCACCGGGUAUACAUCUAAGCAGAACAUGACGGUGGCUUUCGUCGUCUACAACCUGUCGGAGCGUAUAGUGACGGUCUGCAAAGGGCCUCCCUGCCAAGGAGUGCUACAGAAAUUCAAGCUACAGCAGAAAUCACAGCCCAAGGUUUGA